Anolis sagrei ordinatus is the source of this 1662-nucleotide messenger RNA. The record is from RefSeq and is a predicted model, not a curated record. Lineage: Eukaryota; Metazoa; Chordata; Lepidosauria; Squamata; Anolidae.
UGACUCUCUCUUGCGCCCAUCGCAGCUGAGUUGGCUGCAGGGUGAGGCUGUGGCACCAGAGUUUGAGCUGACCAUCUCACCUCUUUCCCUGCACAAGUGAAAAAUACAAGAGAAAAUAUAAGGUAUCUAGUUGAAUGACCAACCCAUUCACUAUGGAGCUCGAAGGGGUGCUGACCACCUUGUUGGGCAUUUGCCUGGUCCUUGUUGCUGCAUGGAAGUGGAAGCACAAAGAGGGGAGGUUUCCACCUGGGCCAAUGCCUCUGCCUUUCUUUGGCAACUUACUGCAACUGAACCCCAAGGAUCCCCUCAAGUCCCUCCUAGCGCUGAGGGACAAAUACGGCCCAUUAUACACAUUGUACCUGGGGCCCCGCCGGGUUGUGGUUCUUUGUGGGCUUGAGAUACUGAAGGAAGCACUGGUGGACCAUGGUGAACAGUUCUCUGGCAGGGGAGAGAUGGUUAUCAUUGACCAGUCCUUUAGAGGUUUUGGAAUUGCUUUCUCCAAUGGGGAGCGCUGGAAGAAGUUGCGACACUUCUCUCUCAACACGUUGAAGAAUUUUGGGAUGGGGAAAUGCUCCAUUGAAGAACGAAUCCAGGACGAAGCACAGUACCUGCUGGAGAAAUUCAGAAAAACUCAAGGUCUGCCCUUUGACCCCACCUUCCUUCUAAGCUGCACAGCUUCCAAUAUUAUUUGCUUCAUUGUCUUUGGCAAGCGUUUUGAGUAUGACGACAAGACCUUUCUCUACCUGUUGGAUGUAACAAACAAAGCCUUUUGUGAGAUGAGUACCCCUUGGGCACAGCUGUAUGAUAUGUAUUCUGGCAUCAUGAAGUACUUUCCCGGGGGACACAGCCGUCUCUACAACCUCCUGGAGGAACAGAAAGCCUUCAUUGCUGAGAGAAUCAAAAUCAAUCAAGAAACCUUAGAUCCCAAGAACCCAAGAGAUUUUAUUGAUUGCUUCCUCAUCGAGAUGGAGAAGGAAAAGGGAGACCCUUCCACAGAAUUCACAAUGAAUAAUUUGAUCAUCACAGUUCUCAACUUGUUCUUUGCUGGGACAGAAACUAUCAGCGGUAGCCUGAGAUACUUUCUCCUCCUGAUGCUGAAAUACCCAGAAGUGGAAGAGAAGGUGCACCAAGAAAUUGACUGUAUUAUUGGUCGCAAUCGUGUCCCUGCUGUCAAGGACAGGGUGAACAUGCCCUACACGAAUGCUGUCAUCCAUGAGAUCCAAAGGCUGGUAGAUAUGCUUCCUGUAGGAUUGCCGCACAAGGUAACUGAAGACACCGAGUUCCGGGGUUACCUUCUUCCCAAGGGCACUAACAUCAUUACCUUACUAGGCUCAGCUUUGCAUGACCCCCAACAUUUCAGUGACCCUGAAGUAUUCAACCCUGAGCGCUUCUUAGAUGAAGAAGGACGCUUUAAGAAGAUUGAUGCCUUUGUGCCAUUCUCCUUAGGGAAGCGUUCCUGCGCAGGAGAACCUAUGGCCCGCAUGGAGCUCUUCUUGUAUUUCACGUCCAUCCUGCAAAACUUCUCAGUGAAAUCCUCUCUGGAUCCAAAGGACAUUGAUAUCUCUCCACAACUAAGUGGCUUUGCAAGAAUCCCUCCUGUCCACCAGCUGUGUUUGAUGCCUCGCUAAUUUUGCUAAUCUAAUUUUCCAUCUUUUCUAGUAG